Messenger RNA from Triticum turgidum subsp. durum (durum wheat), 999 nucleotides. The record is from the annotation of a GenBank genome assembly. Lineage: Eukaryota; Viridiplantae; Streptophyta; Magnoliopsida; Poales; Poaceae.
AUGGACCCACGCUUCCAGCUGCCAACUCCGGUGCCGUCCCCCGGCGGCACUGGUGUGCGAGGGCACCACCGGCGGGCCCAUUCGGAGACGUUUCUGCGCUUCCCCGACAUCGACCUCUUCCUCGACCCCGAUGGAGACUUCUCCUUCUCCGACCUCGACUUCCCAUCCCUCUCCGACGACUCCCCGGCGGUCUCCGACCCGACCCCGCCUCCUCCCCCGCCGAUGGCGGCCAGCUCGUCCCAGACACCGGCUCCCCGUCCACCGGGCGGGACCCACAACAGGAGCCUCUCCCUUGACGCCGCCUUCUUCGAGGGCCUCGCCUUGCAGGGGGGAGGAGGCGGGGGUGGUGGUGGCCAUAAGAGGAGCGGGUCCAUGGAUGGGGUGAACUCGCCGUUCGAAGGCGAGUCGGCGCUGUCGGGCGGGCUGGACUAUGCCAAGAAAGCCAUGCCGGCCGAGAGGAUCGCCGAGCUAGCUCUCCUUGACCCCAAACGCGCAAAGAGGAUUUUGGCAAACCGGCAGUCGGCGGCGAGGUCAAAGGAGAGGAAGAUCAAGUAUACCGGUGAGCUAGAGAGGAAGGUCCAGACACUGCAGACCGAGGCCACUACGCUAUCAGCACAGCUUACACUUCUCCAGAGGGAUACUUCUGGUUUAACUACUGAGAAUAGAGAACUCAAACUUCGGUUGCAGUCCAUGGAGGAGCAAGCUAAACUACGGGAUGCUCUAAACGACGCCCUGCGAGAAGAAGUCCAGCGACUUAAGAUAGCUGCAGGGCAAGCUCCAAACAUGAAUGGGAGUCAAUUCAACGGCGGAUUCCAGCAGAUUCCAUCCUAUUUCUCUCAGCAACAUCAGCGGCAGCGGCAGCAGCAGCAACAGCAACAGAUGGCUUACAUAGGUGGGCACCAAGCUCAGCGUCACCAUCCAAACCAUCAUCAGAGCCCAUCGAAUGGUGGCCAGUCGCUGAGUGGUCUGUCCCUAGACGAUUCCAUGGAUUUCAUUUGA